Molecule: messenger RNA, 9413 nt
Organism: Oncorhynchus gorbuscha (pink salmon)
Lineage: Eukaryota; Metazoa; Chordata; Actinopteri; Salmoniformes; Salmonidae
Product: transcriptional regulator ATRX-like
Cellular component (GO): nucleus
Molecular function (GO): ATP hydrolysis activity; ATP-dependent chromatin remodeler activity; ATP binding
Source: RefSeq, a predicted model, not a curated record
AUCCGGUAAAAUGGCGCCUUUGCUUUGUCUCCACUGAAAAAAAAAGGUUUGCUUCAAUAUUCACAUUUUUUUCUAAAAUACAAAUUACUGAGAAUUAUCUGUUUUACAUCUCCGGGACGACGUGCCAAGAACUACACGUGUCUCAGUCAUUCAAGAAAUGACAAAAGAGUACAGUAGGUUAAAUGAGUAGAACCUCAGCUGAAUCUACAGACCAAAUGAUGGAGCAGGAAGUAGAUCAUCUUCCGAUUACAGACCAGAAGGAGGAGGAGGAGCCUGGGAGCUCAGCAGAGACUGAGAGACCCUCCUCUUCUCACACCAAGAGGAAGCCUGCUGUUACAGCCAAGCACACCGGAGGGAAUGAGUCUGACACCUCGGACGAGAGUGGACAGGAAGAUGGCGCCUCUGACAACCCCUCAGAUGGCGUGUUGGUGGUACGGCCUGGGACUGACAACAAGGAGAGCAGAGGAGCCAUGAAGCUGGACCUCUCAAGGAAAAACACAGAUAACACUUUGGAGGAGAGGAUAGACUGCACCGCCUGUGGACAGCAGGUCAACCACUUCCAGCGCCACUCAGUGUUUGAGCACCCGAUGCUCCAUGUGCUCCUCUGCAAGUCGUGUUAUAAGUAUUACACCAGCGAUGACAUCAAUAAAGACGAGGACGGCAUGGACGAACAGUGCAGGUGGUGUGCUGAAGGUGGCAACCUGAUCUGCUGUGACUACUGCCACAACGCCUUCUGUAAGAAGUGCAUCCUGCGUAACCUGGGGCGCAAGGAGCUGUCUAUGAUCACCGACAAGGACAGUAAAUGGUCCUGCUAUAUCUGCAGCCCUCAGCCUCUGUCAGACAUCGCCUCCAACUGCUCCAACAUCUUGGCCCAGCUGGAGAGCUUCUGGCGCACGGGAUGCAAGAAAGAGAGGAAGGAGGUGAAAGGGCACAGUAAGGGUAAAGGUCACCACCACCAUGGUAAAGCUGUGGUGAACGGUAAGGAACAUUCAGACGGGUCAGGGACCCUCACCUUCUCCUAUAAGACCCUGAAGGUCCCCAAGGAGCUGGUGAAGAGGACCAAGAAGCUGAUUGAGACGACCACAGGGCUCAACAACACCUUCAUCCAUUUCAUCCAGCAGGCUGAGGAGGAGCAGGGAGCAGGAGGAGGUGGCAGCGGGACCAGACACCUCAAUGCCUUCAGGUCUGUUCUGGCUGAUCUGAAGAAGGCCCAUGCUGCCCUAGAGGAGGACUUGGAGUCACAGUUCACUUCCCAGGACCAGGGGAUGCAGAACGGGGAUGCUGUUUCCAACACCGACGGCCACGACGGCCACGAUCAGAUUGACAACAUGGUUGAGGAUGGACAGGAGGCAGAAGAGGAUAAAAUGGCCGACACUGAGGACGGGGAGGAGCUAGAGGAGGAUGGGGGCUUGUCAGAGGACGCAGAGAUGGAGGGGAGCCCCGCCCCCGCGCCUCAGGACCACUCGGACACAGAGACAGAUAGCCAGGCCAAAGACCAGACAGCAGUGGAGGAGGAGGAGGAUGAAGAAGAAGAAGAGGAGGAGGAGGAGGGUGAACGGGAUAAAGACAUUGUGUCCGUCGGGCCGGCCGUCCCUGACGAGCUCUUCCAAAUGGUAGAGAGUCUGGCGGACUCGACAGGGUUAACGCCCGGCAACAACGCCAUGGAAACCACCGCUGCUAGCCAAUCCGAGAGCCCCGCCGCCGACUCAAACAGGAAGUCACUUGAAACCCAUAAGGAGAAGGCCAUGCCCAAGGUGAAGAACCUGAUUGUGAAGCUGACGCCCGUUCCAGUGGUUACCACACGCACCUCCAGGUCUAUGAGCAAGGAUGGAGGGAAGGAGAGGAGUAAGGAUGGAGGGAAGGAGAGGAGUAAGGAUGGAGGGAAGGAGAGGAGUAAGGAUGGAGGGAAGGAGAGGAGUAAGGAGAGGAGUAAGGAUGGAGGGAAGCAGAGGAGUAAGGAUGGAGGCAAGGACAAGAGUAAGGAUGGAGGCAAGGACAAGAGUAAGGAUGGAGGCAAGGACAGGAGUAAGGAUGGAGGCAAGGACAAGAGUAAGGAUGGAGGCAAGGACAAGAGUAAGGAUGGAGGCAAGGACAAGAGUAAGGAUGGAGGCAAGGACAAGAGUAAGGAUGGAGGCAAGGACAAGAGUAAGGAUGGAGGCAAGGACAAGAGUAAGGAUGGAGGCAAGGACAAGAGUAAGGAUGGAGGCAAGGAGAAGAGUAAGGAUGGAGGCAAGGAGAAGAGUAAGGAGGAGGUGGAGGAAGGUGGGGGCUCUGAGGAGGACAGCCGCCGCUCCAGCCGCACAAAGACCACACCCCUCAGGAAGUCACCGGACGGGAAGAACAAGAUGGCCGAAUCCUCUCCAGAGAACAGUGACUCAGAGGGCAAGAGUCCCAGCAGGCUGAAGAGUAGAGCCAAAGGCAGCUCGGAGAAGGAACAUGAGGAGGAGGAGGAGCAGCAGCAGAGCAAUGCCUCCCCCAAGGUGACCGCUGACCCUUCUAAACAAGAAGUGGACUCUGACUCUGACGAGGUUCUGGACAUCCUGCUCCAGACUGCAGCGGCAGAACACAGCUCGGACGAGGAUGCGCAGCAGGACGCCGAUGGUAACCAGGGCAACAGUAGCUUCAAAAGGUGCCUGUUCAAACUCAGCAAGAAAGAUGGAGAGGAGGAGGAGAAUGACAAGGUGAAGACUGACAAGAAGCUGGCGGCCAAACGCAAACUGAAAGCCGACGAUUCAGACAACUCAGAGUCCGACUCAGACGAAGACGCAAAGAAGAAGAAGAAAAAGAAGUCCUCCUCAGCUUCUGCCAAAAAGACAUCCAAGAAGAAGGGCUCGGACGGCUCCUCCGACUCGGACCUGGAGAUGGAGGGACUCAGCAAACUGGCGACGGGGAAACGGAGGAGCAGCCGUGUGAAGAAGGAAAGAGAGGAGAAGGAGAACAAGGGCGGAGAUCGGAGGCGGUCGUACGAACUGAAACGCAAAGCCAGAAGUAGAGGAGCCAAGCAGCAAGAUUCAUCGUCUGAUGACGAUGAGGAGGAGGGAGGAGGGUCUGGAGAGGAGAGUGGAGACCAGCAGAAGAUUAAACCUGAUGACGAUGAGGAGGAGGGAGGAGGGUCUGGAGAGGAGAGUGGAGACCAGCAGAAGAUUAAACCCAUCGUGGAGGAGACGGUGCUAGCAGGGAGGGGAACCUUCCACCAGUCCUCAGGAGAUGAAGGUAACCAUGACGCUUCUCAGAUGGCCGAUGAGGAGGACGAUGAUGAUGAGCCUGAGAACAGAAUUGCCAAGAAGAUGCUGCUGGCCCAGAUCAAGGCUAACUACUCUUCAGGAGCAGAGGAGAGCUCUGACGAGGACGGAGAAGAGAACGAACAGAAGAAGGGGAAGGGAGGAGAGGAGCAGGAGGAGGAUGACGACGAUGAUGAUGAAGGGGGCUCUGGCUCUGAUGUGGACAUGAAGACGAGUGUGGGGCGUCGCCACCGGCUGCUCCGCCACAAACUGACACUGUACGAAGUGGAGUCGGGAGAGGAGAAGGAGAAACCAGCCAGCAAGGGGAAGAAGGAGACCAAGAGGACCAGACGGAAAGUGGGUAGUGAUGACUCAGCAGACUCAGACUUUAAGGAGUCAGCUAGCAGCAGUGAGUCAGGAGUUAGUGAGGAGAUCAGUGAGAAGGAGUCUUCAUCAGAGGAGGAGUCGGAGUCUGAGAAGGAAGGAAGUAGCCAAAAGAGGACCACACGCUCCUCCAAGAAGAAGAAGAAGAAGAAGAAGAAGGAGGAGAGGAGCUACGCCCAGAAGAAGAAACGGCGCCGCAUCAAGACCCAGGAUUCUUCAUCUGAAGACAAGAGCGGGUCAGGAGAGGACGGCUCGGCGAAGGAGGAUGGAGACACUCCUAAAGGACAGAGGAAGAAGAUCAGAAAAAUCCUCAAGGACGACAAGCUGAGGAUGGAAACGAGGGAUGCCCUGAAGGAGGAGGAGGAGAGGAGGAGACGCAUCGCUGAGAGGGAGCAGCUCAGGGAGAAACUCAGAGAGGUACUCGUGGUGGAGGAGGCGUCCGCCGUGGCUUGUCCAAUCACAACCAAGCUGGUGCUGGAUGAAGACGAGGAGACCAAGGAGCCCAUGGUGCAGGUUCACCGCAAUCUGGUCACUAAGCUCAAACCACACCAGGUCGACGGGGUCCAGUUCAUGUGGGACUGCUGUUGUGAGUCGGUGAAGAAAACCAACAAGAACUCUGGUUCUGGAUGUAUCCUGGCUCACUGUAUGGGCCUGGGAAAAACACUGCAGGUGGUAACCCUCCUCCACACACUACUGCUGUGUGAAAAGUUAGACUUCUCCACGGCUCUGAUCGUCUGUCCUCUCAACACCGUUCUCAACUGGCUCAAUGAGUUUGAGAAGUGGCUGUGGCUUCAAGGACGCUGUUUGUGUGUGACGGAGCUGGCCACGGUGAAGCGUCCUCAGGAGAGAGCGUCUGCUCUGCAGCAGUGGCAGGAGGAUGGAGGAAUCAUGAUCAUUGGCUAUGAGAUGUACCGUAACCUCACUCAGGGUAGAAACAUCAAGAGCAAGAAACUCAAAGAGACCUUCCAGAAGACCCUGGUUGACCCAGGCCCAGAUUUUGUGAUCUGUGAUGAGGGCCACAUCUUGAAGAACGAGGUGUCGGCCAUCUCUAAAGCCAUGAAUUCCAUCAAGACCCGACGGAGAGUGGUGCUCACCGGCACUCCACUGCAGAACAACCUCAUAGAGUACCACUGCAUGGUGAACUUCAUCAAGGAGAACCUGCUGGGGUCAGUGAAGGAGUUCAGGAACCGCUUCGUCAACCCCAUCCAGAACGGGCAGGCAGCGGACUCCACAGACCAGGAUGUACGCAUCAUGAAGAAGAGGGCCCACAUCCUCUACGAGAUGCUCAAUGGAUGUGUUCAGAGAAGAGACUACUCUGCCCUGACCAAGUUCCUGCCUCCUAAACAUGAGUACGUUGUGUGCGUCAGAGUCACGCCCAUCCAGUGUACUCUAUACCGACACUACCUGGAGCACUUAACAGGUACUGGGAACGUGGUGGAGGGGUCGGGUCGUGCCGGCACCAAACUCUUCCAGGACUUCCAGAUGCUCAGCAGAAUCUGGACCCAUCCCUGGUGCCUGCAGCUGGACUACAUCAGCAAGGAAAACAAGGUAUACACAGAUGAGGACAGCAUGGAGAGUUUCAUCCCAUUGGAGACCGAGGAAUCUUCUUUAAGCAUGACCUCUGAGGACAUUGAGAAACAGAAAAAGAAGAAGAAGCGGGGGAAGGCCAGGAAGAAGGACAGUGACUCAGACAGUGACGCUCUCGAGGUGAUUAAGGAGUGGAACACCAGCUCCCGAGGGGGAGACCCCUCCAGCCGCAACCGGGCGGAGCCACAGGAGGAAGUGCGUCCGGCCUCCAGCCCUGGCACCAGGAGUCCUGACUGGCACAAGGAGUUUGUUACGGAGGCUGACUCUGAGAUCCUGGAGCAUUCUGGGAAAAUGGUGCUGCUGUUUGAGAUUCUCCGCAUGGCCGAGGAGGUGGAGGACAAAAUUCUGGUGUUCAGUCAGUCUCUCAUCUCUCUGGACCUGAUUGAAGACUUCCUGGAGCUGUCUGGCCGAGCCAAAGAGGAGGAGAAACCUUCUCCCUACAAAGGUGAGGGGAAAUGGUUCCGGAACAUAGACUACUACCGCUUGGACGGCUCCACCAACGCCCUGAACCGGAAGAAGUGGGCAGAGGAGUUCAAUGACACCAGCAACGUCAGAGGUCGGUUGUUCCUGAUCUCGACCAGGGCUGGUUCUCUGGGCAUCAACCUGAUCGGAGCUAACAGGGUCAUCAUCUUCGACGCGUCCUGGAACCCGUCGUACGACAUCCAAAGUAUCUUCAGGCUCUACCGCUUCGGACAGCUCAAGACCUGCUACGUCUACCGAUUCCUGGCUCAGGGUACUAUGGAAGAGAAGAUCUAUGACCGCCAGGUGGCUAAACAGUCUCUAUCCUUCAGAGUGGUGGAUCAACAGCAGAUAGAGAGACAUUUCACCAUGAAUGAGCUGACGGAGCUCUACGCCUUUGAACCUGACCUUCUGGAUGAUCCCACUGGCAAGAAGAGCAAGAGGACCACGCCUAUGCUGCCAAAGGACCCCUUCCUAGCUGAGCUGCUCCACAGCAAUAAGGAGCAGAUUGUGGGCUAUCAUGAACAUGACUCCCUGCUGGAUCACAAAGAAGAGGAGGCUCUCAGCGAGGAGGACCGCAAAGCAGCCUGGGCCGAGUAUGAGGCAGAGAAGAAGGGUCUGUCUCUGCGUGUGAACCAUGGAGCGUACGGAGGACAGAUGGACAUGGGAGGAGCUAACAGCUACUUCCCCUUCAACAUUGCCGCACUGGCCUCUAUGUCCAACCCUCAGCUGGAGGAGUUGAUCAACCAGGGCCGUCAGAAGGUGAUGGAGGCCACCAACGCUCUCAAGUUCCUCCCCAGAGAAUCUCUAGAGGACACCAUCGGGAGAGUGUGGAAGGAGAACCCAGCCCUCACGGAGUCCCAGGUCCAGGCCAUGGCUCUGGGGAGACAGGCCAGUGUAGAGAUGGAGCUCAAACACAGAGAAGCUGUCUACAGAGACGUCCUCAAUAAGCAACAGACUCUAAUGAUGUACGUUCAGAAGGUGAUCACCAACAGGAAGGUGAGAGAGCAGCAGAUGGCCAUGGCCAACCAGGCCCAGCUGAUGAGCCAGAUGAACGGCAUGCUGGGAGCUGGCGGGAUGAGCCAGAUGGAACUCUUGGGGUUGUACCAACAGCUGGGGGCGCUACAGGGUCAUCCCACCCACCCCUCCAUGGGCGGCAAGAACCCCGGUCCCUCCAAGGGCAACCUGUAAGGGGAGGGGGACCCAGGGCGUGCCCUACAUAGUGCACUAUCCACUAUCCAUAUUGGCUGAGUGCGCAACGUUAGACCAAUGUAGCGAAUAUGGUUUCAUUUGUGACUCAGACUGCCCCCUCGAUGUCUCAGUAGGUCGCUCCCUAACGCUGCUCUGUCUCCUAUGUAGUGCACUAGAUGGAGCCCGGAGCCCUAGGGUUUUGGUUAGAAGUAGUGCACUAUGUAGGGGAUAAGAGGUGUGUGAUCUGGGAACGAUGCCGCUGCCUUACAACACUUCUUCACUGGGGAGGUGAGAGACGACACAGAGAGAAGGGUCUCGGAGCCCCUCGCCACUCCCUCCAGCUCUCCUGAAGCAGGGAAUGACAUGACUUGUAUAGGGACUAUACGAAGGGGUUUUUAGCAAUUUCAUUUGAGAUUCUGUAUAUAGCGCAGUAAUGUUAUUCAAGUUCUCUUCUGUAGUUCUCUUCUAUAGUUCUCUUUUAUAGUUCUCUUCUAUAGUUCUCUUCUAUAGUUCUCUUCUAUAGUACUCUUCUAUAGUUCUCUUCUAUAGUUCUCUUCUAUAGUUCUCUUCUAUAGUUCUCUUCUAUAGUUCUCUUCUAUAGUUCUCUUCUAUAGUUCUCUUCUAUAGUUCUCUUCUAUAGUUCACAUGUAUUUAAAGGAAAAACGCUAAACAGUGCGUUAUUCUUUCCCCUUAUAAGGAGGGUUUGGUUAAUGAAUGGAUUUUUCUGUAAGUUGUGUUUUGAUACACUUUUAAUGAAUGCUUGUCUAUCUAAAGAACCCUCAGAGUGGGACCAUAGUGCUGACUAAUUGGUGACAGGACUAUUUUAGGAUAGCUACAAGAUGCGAUCCCUCUAGAACCCUCCCUCCACACGCAGGCUAGAGGGCGGACACGCAGGCUAGAGGGCGGACACGCAGGCUAGAGGGCGGACACGCAGGCUAGAGGGCGGACACGCAGGCUAGAGGGCGGACACGCAGGCUAGAGGCGGACACGCAGGCUAGAGGCGGACACGCAGGCUAGAGGGCGGACACGCAGGCUAGAGGACGGACACGCAGGCUAGAGGACGGACACGCAGGCUAGCGGACGGACACGCAGGCUAGAGGACGGACACGCAGGCUAGCGGACGGACACGCAGGCUAGCGGACGGACACGCAGGCUAGCGGACGGACACGCAGGCUAGAGGGCGGACACGCAGGCUAGAGGGCGGACACGCAGGCUAGAGGGCGGACACGCAGGCUAGAGGGCGGACACGCAGGCUAGAGGGCGGACACGCAGGCUAGAGGGCGGACACGCAGGCUAGAGGGCGGACACGCAGGCUAGAGGACGGACACGCAGGCUAGAGGGCGGACACGCAGGCUAGAGGACGGACACGCAGGCUAGCGGACGGACACGCAGGCUAGCGGACGGACACGCAGGCUAGCGGACGGACACGCAGGCUAGCGGACGGACACGCAGGCUAGCGGGCGGACACGCAGGCUAGCGGGCGGACACGCAGGCUAGCGGGCGGCCACGCAGGCUAGCGGGCGGCCACGCAGGCUAGAGGGCGGCCACGCAGGCUAGCGGGCGGACACGCAGGCUAGCGGACGGACACGCAGGCUAGCGGACGGACACGCAGGCUAGCGGACGGACACGCAGGCUAGAGGACGGACACGCAGGCUAGAGGACGGACACGCAGGCUAGAGGACGGACACGCAGGCUAGAGGACGGACACGCAGGCUAGAGGGCGGACACGCAGGCUAGCGGUGCUGGUGUCCUCAAACUAUUUUGGGAGAUUUUGAUGCAUAGCCAUGACAAGAAAAAACUAUAACAUUCAAAUAAAAAUUAGGGCCUUUAUUUCCAUUUCCUAAAGUUUUGUGUAAAUGAGAUUUGAGAAUGAUUUUUCUAUCAGCUUGUGGCUCUUAAUAUUUCCACUGUUUGUCUCAUGGUUAUUAUGAUGGUAAUAUGGAAUGCUCUUGUCGUUAAAACACACUGCCCCCCCCCGUCUCUCGCCCCUCACUCACUUCCCCGGGACUCUCUCUCUUUGUAAAGCUCAUGCUCUUGUUGUCAAGUUGUUGCCUAGCGUAGCUCCAUAUCCCAGGGUGCUGUUCAUCCUUCUCUUUCUGUUCCACUUGUUGCAUCCUAAUCCACCCCUGGUGGAGGACUGGGUCGAGGAGGGGGAGGUCGGGGUGCUUCACCAAGCAAGGUCAUGUCCAGCUCUUUUAUUUCAUUAUGGGUUCACCGUCUUGGCGUUGCAGGUGCCCGAAUCACGCAGGCUAGAGGGCGGACACGCAGGCUAGCGGACGGACACGCAGGCUAGAGGGGCGGACACGCAGGCUAGAGGGCGGACACGCAGGCUAGAGGGCGGACACGCAGGCUAGAGGGCGGACACGCAGGCUAGAGGGCGGACACGCAGGCUAGAGGGCGGACACGCAGGCUAGAGGGCGGACACGCAGGCUAGAGGGCGGACACGCAGGCUAGGGGGGCGGACACGCAGGCUAGAGGGGCGGACACGCAGGCUAGAGGGGCGGACACGCAGGCUAGAGGGCGGACACGCAGGCUAGAGGGCGGACACGCAGGCUAGAGGGCGGACACGCA